AUGAUUAAAAUAUAAAAGAAAAAUCCAUGGAAGGGCUCAAGAGAAACUCGUGCAUGAGAAGAAACGUGAAACUCCCAAGAGAAACAAAAAACACACACACUUAGCUGGAUACCAACAAGAGGACAAAAAGUGGAAACUGUGUCGUAUCUCGCAACGGUCGAUACGUGUUUCAACUAAACCGUUGAUAAUACCAAACUUUUUUGACAGAAAGGUUAUAGAAACCGAAGAAGUAAUUUCAAAUAAUUUUUCUAAAUAUAAUAAUAAUUUUUUGCUUAGUUUUUGAAAUUAAAUGAGAGGGACAAUAAAAGUUUGACCCUUUUUUAGAGAGACUAUUGACUUGGACGAAACCUGAGAAUCCGACACAUUUAACUCUCCUCUUCUCUCUCUGUCUACAAACAUUCAUUUCUCUCUAAUAACAUAUCGAAAUUCACACACACUCUUGUAAAGCUUAUCUCCACACUUCUCCAGCACUCUUCUUCUUUAAUUUUCUUCUAGGGUCUUAAUUCUGGUUCUUGGUAAGACAAUGAGUGCUUCAAAGUUCAUUAAAUGCGUUACUGUCGGAGACGGAGCUGUCGGGAAGACAUGUAUGCUUAUCUGUUACACUAGCAACAAGUUUCCCACUGAUUAUAUACCGACUGUGUUCGACAACUUCAGUGCCAAUGUCUCCGUGGAUGGACAGAUCGUGAAUCUAGGGCUAUGGGACACUGCAGGUCAAGAAGAUUACAGUAGGUUGAGGCCAUUGAGUUACAGAGGAGCUGAUAUCUUCGUCUUAGCCUUUUCUCUUAUCAGCAAGGCCAGUUACGAGAAUGUAUUAAAGAAGUGGAUGCCUGAACUUCGUCGGUUUGCGCCUAAUGUUCCCAUUGUCCUUGUUGGUACAAAGCUAGAUCUCCGUGAUGACAAGGGAUACCUCGCGGAUCACACCAAUGUCAUUACCUCUACUCAGGGAGAGGAAUUGAGGAAGCAAAUCGGUGCAGCUGCUUACAUCGAGUGCAGUUCCAAAACUCAACAGAAUGUGAAAGGAGUGUUUGACACAGCGAUCAAAGUGGUUCUCCAGCCACCACGGAGGAAAGAGGUCACUGGGAAUAAGAAGAAACACAGAAGAUCCGGCUGCUCCUUUGCGAGUAUUGUCUGUGGAGGCUGCGCCACAGCUUAGGACAUAACACAAGUGAAGUGACAAGUCCCAACAACAUUGUCUGGGGUCGGUUUAUUGGUAUUGUUGUAGGUUGAAAGAUAAGGGAACUGUUGGUUCUCUUAUUUGUAUGUGAAUUUCCUUUCUCUGUCUUCUUAGUCUCUUGAUGUUUUUUGUUCUGUUGUAAACUUUGCUGAUUCCAGUAAUAUUCUUGUGUUGUUGUUAACAAUGUUUGCAUCAUUUUGAAAGUCAUGCUUGUAAUCAA
This is a messenger RNA of Brassica rapa (field mustard), 1394 nucleotides long. Its product is annotated as rac-like GTP-binding protein ARAC7. Lineage: Eukaryota; Viridiplantae; Streptophyta; Magnoliopsida; Brassicales; Brassicaceae. Gene Ontology annotation, biological process: small GTPase-mediated signal transduction. Gene Ontology annotation, molecular function: GTP binding; GTPase activity. The record is from RefSeq and is a predicted model, not a curated record.